AUGUCGCUCGUACAUUAUCCUGACGCGAACGUUUGUGGCAGCACGUCAGAAAUUCAUCCACUGGAAAUUACGUUUAACGAAAACCGUCAAGACUUGUGGAGCAUUAAAACAUCCUCUUCGCGACCGCCAAUUCUUUCCAAAUCGUCAGUCUGUCUUUUUCCACCUCAAUCAACCAAUGACAUCUCUUCAAUCAUCGGCAUCUCCCAAACACUUUUUCGUAUCGAUGAUGAUUACAAUGCCAGGGUCCGUCUGACAGAUGAGCAAAAGGAGGCCAAAAAACAGCAGUUCUUUUCCAUGAGAAAAGUCGAAGGCUCGUGGCAUGCUUGA
Messenger RNA from Paraglomus occultum, 327 nucleotides. The record is from the annotation of a GenBank genome assembly. NCBI's taxonomy places the organism in Eukaryota, Fungi, Glomeromycota, Glomeromycetes, Paraglomerales, Paraglomeraceae.